This is a messenger RNA of Verticillium alfalfae VaMs.102, 1122 nucleotides long. Its product is annotated as E3 ubiquitin-protein ligase CCNB1IP1. Gene Ontology annotation, biological process: reciprocal meiotic recombination. Gene Ontology annotation, cellular component: synaptonemal complex. Gene Ontology annotation, molecular function: ubiquitin protein ligase activity. Lineage: Eukaryota; Fungi; Ascomycota; Sordariomycetes; Glomerellales; Plectosphaerellaceae. The transcript is spliced from 5 exons. Bases 1 to 1122 code for a protein of 373 amino acids. The record is from RefSeq and is a predicted model, not a curated record.
AUGGAGCACUCUCUGAAAUGCAACGUCCUCAAGUGCCGGCAGGAGAUUACAGACCGAGCACUGGUGACAACAUGCAGCCACAUAUUCUGCAUAAAUUGCGCCGGACGCUCCGGCCUCGCUGGCCAGUCUGAACGCCGCAGUAGCUGUCCUGCUUGUAACAGCAACCUUGGCAACCCAGACGACGCCGUCAUUGCUGUCCUCAGUCCUUCAGAGGAUUACAAGACUAGUGUAUUGAGUGGUCUGAGUCCCAGCAUUAUCAUGGAGUGCGCUGGUAGAGCACUGAGCUUUUGGGCCUAUCAAACGACCCAGGAGAUGUGGGUGGACGCCAGAAAAUAUCUAGAGAAAACCUUGACCGACAAGUAUAAAGCGCUCGAUAUGCAUCUGGACAAGACGGUGAACGAGGCAAACGCUGAGAUCGAGAGUAUACAGGGGCAGCUGAGGGACUUGGCGCUACAGAACGACGCAAUGCGCCGAAAGUAUGACGAGCUCGGCCAGGCGUUCAAAGACAAGAGCCGUAGGCUAUUACAAACCCAGGAACUCUACGACAGGGUCAAGAGAAAGGCAGAGAUGGGGCAAAUGCAGGCAGCGGCUUGUGAUGCAGUGGACUCUCACCUACAACUGAACGUCUUCUCGGACACUCGCGAGAAAGGGAGCCCGCGACAGGCUCUCUAUGAACAGCAAGCAGACUUCAGCCAAUUUCACAAAAGCCGAGGUUCUGACAGGUCAGAGAUGCCACCGCCCCAGAACCGCGGAGCAACUCAAUUCGUGGUCAACGAUGAGCUUUGGGCAGGGCAAAACACGUUGUCCGGGAUAGGCAUGCAGAAGGCCCCGAUGAUCACACCUGUUCGGCAACGCACACGCAACACGGCGAAUAUCGGCCUCUCGGCAAUCCCCGGACUUGUUGCAGGUUCUCCAGUACCGUUAAACGGGUCGACCCGCAUGAAGGAGUUCACAAUACGAGAACAAUCAGCGGUUGCUGGAAAUCGCGAAUCCGGGGUGGGUGACCCGUCGAUCAAUUCUGCUCACCUGCAUCAUCCUACGAGCAGCAGCGCAACACCUGUGCCACGUGGUAAGCACAAUGGAUCAGCCUCGCGUGCGGAGAAGAUACCGACUGACUGCUAA